AUGUCUGCAACAAGUACAACUAAUCCCGGUUCAUCAACAACCGAAUCUCCUAAAAUCCCAAAGAUUGAAUCAAUUGCAAUCAUUGGUGCAGGUCCAGCUGGUUUAGCUUCACUUUAUGAAUUUUUACAUACUUCAAAAGAUGGUUCAUCAACUUUAACUAAUGCUAAAAACACUUACAAAGAAAACAAAUUACCUUCAGAUCCAGCAUUCAAAAAAAUUGUUGCUUUUGAAACAAAAGAUCAUGCAGGUGGAAUUUGGGCUCCUGCUACUGAAAAAGCUGAUUUAAAUGUUCCACCACAAGAUAUUUUAAAUUCUGAAGAUUAUAGUAAUCCAGAAGUUAUAAGACCAAAUAGAAAAUCACCAAAAGAUUUAUCAAAUACUGAUAAAGAUCAUCCGAUAGACACCAAAGAUGACUCAAAUUCAAAAGAGAUUGAAUUAAUCAACGAAUUAGAAUGGAAAAGAUCUGGAGUUUUCCCAUUUUUAUUUACUAAUAUUCCUCAAAAAUUUACUCGUUAUUCUUAUUUACCAGAUGAAAAAGAAUAUUAUUCUCAACAAAGAACUAUUUAUCCAUUUUUAACUCAUAAUGAAUUAACCAAGAGAUUUACAAAUUUUAUAAAAGAUACAAAUUUAUUAGAUUAUAUAAGAUUAAAUUCUGCUGUUGAAAAUGUUGAAAAAAAUGAAAAAACUGGUAAAUGGGAAUUAACAAUUAGACAUAAACCAAAUGGUCAAAAUAAAAAUGAAUGGUAUAAAGAAGAAUUUGAUGCUGUAGUUGUUGCUAAUGGUCAUUAUACUGUUCCUUAUUAUCCUCAUAUUGAAGGAUUAGCUGAAUUUAAUGAACAUUUCCCAAAUUCAAUUUUACAUGUUAAAUCAUUUAGAAAUGUUGAAGAUUUUAAAGGUAAAGAUGUAUUAGUUGUUGGAAAUUCAAUUUCAACUGCUAAUGUUGUACAAUAUAUUGUUCCAGUAGCUAAAUCAGUAACAGUUUCAAAAAGAGGUGAACAUUUAGUUUUUAAAUAUAUUAAUGAAGCAUUAUCUUCAGAUGGUAUAAUUUCAAAACCUACAAUUGAUCAUAUUGAUCCAAAAACAGGUGAAUUUUUUUUCAAAGAUGAAUCAAAAGGUAAUAAAUAUGAUAAAAUUAUUUUUUCAACUGGUUAUCAUUAUCAUUUCCCAUUUUUCACUAAGGAAAAAGAUUAUUUAAAAUUAAUUAAUCCUGGUAAUUUAUCAAGAGUUGGAGGAUUAUAUUGGAAUACAUUUGAUCAAAAAGAUCCAACUUUAGGAACUGUUGGAAUAACUGUGUCUCAAUUAAAUUUCCAUACAAUUGAAGCAAGUGCUGCUGCAUUAGCUGGUGUUUGGUCAGGUGCUAAGCAGCUUCCAUCAGAAAUUGAACAAAAUCAAUGGGAAAUUGAAACAAUAAAAGAAAAAGGAGAUUCUUUACAUUUCCAUUAUUAUACUCAACAUACAGCAAAAGAUUUUAUAAAUGGUGUUAUACCAUAUGCACCAAAAAAUAGAUAUAAUCCAUUAGAAAUUGAUGGAGAAUUUGUUUAUGAUGUUGAUGAAGGUGGUAAUUAUUUAGAAAAAUUAUUUUAUGGAUUAAAAGAAGGUAAAAUUUCAACUGAUGAUACUAGUGAUCCUAUAGCUUCAAAAUCUUUAGAUGAUAUAUUGAAAAAUAAAGAAGGAAAGAGUAGUAAUAAUAGUGGUAUUAAAGAUGAAAAGAAACAAGCUAAUGUUGAUGUUGAAACUGUUGUUGAUGGAGUUGAAGCUAUAACUGUUUGA
Molecule: messenger RNA, 1770 nt
Organism: Lodderomyces pseudojiufengensis
Lineage: Eukaryota; Fungi; Ascomycota; Pichiomycetes; Serinales; Debaryomycetaceae
Exons: 1
Coding region: 1-1770 (589 amino acids)
Molecular function (GO): NADP binding; flavin adenine dinucleotide binding; N,N-dimethylaniline monooxygenase activity
Source: RefSeq, a predicted model, not a curated record